Cyprinus carpio (common carp) is the source of this 5045-nucleotide messenger RNA. Its product is annotated as sterol regulatory element-binding protein 1. The record is from RefSeq and is a predicted model, not a curated record. Gene Ontology annotation, biological process: regulation of transcription by RNA polymerase II. NCBI's taxonomy places the organism in Eukaryota, Metazoa, Chordata, Actinopteri, Cypriniformes, Cyprinidae. Gene Ontology annotation, molecular function: DNA-binding transcription factor activity, RNA polymerase II-specific; RNA polymerase II cis-regulatory region sequence-specific DNA binding; protein dimerization activity. Gene Ontology annotation, cellular component: nucleus.
CAUCCACGGCGGUCUGUGGGUUUGCCUGGCGCGCUCAGUUAGCAUGCUAAUGUGCAAAGCAAACUCUUAAGUCAACUUUGCCUUGCGAGGCAGCAUGGAAACGGACGCGAGCAGGUAGUUGACAGCAUCAGCAACAAAGCUGAAUUUGUGCAGAAUUAAGCGGAGGGAUCUUAAGAAACGCAGCCAGUAAAUGUCCGCUCACAUCUGCUCUGUGCAAGAAGUUCUCGGUUUAUAUGGAAUAACGCUCUUUGCGUGUGUUACUGGGACUCGAAUACUUCUGAAGUCAGCUUGAAAGAGCAUUCGGGGACAAUGAAUCUGUCUUUUGACGACCAGUCACUGGACACCCUGGACUCCAGUUUGACUUUUCAUGAUCCGAGCGAUAUUGACACGGCUCUGCUCAACGACAUCGACGAUAUGCUCCAGCUUAUCAACAACCAGGACAUCGAGUUUGGAGGGCUGUUCGAUCAUGCUCCAUUCCCUGCCCCCUCGCAGGACCUCUCAGUCCUGCCCCACUCCAGCCCUUCCUCUCCUCCACCCACCUCUUCUACGCCCACCAACACCUCCUCCAUCCUCAGCAGCAGCCCACACCUGGACGCCCUGCUGGGCCCCCCCAUCACCCGCAGCUCCUCCAUCCCAGACAAGGUGUUUCACCCUCCCACUUUCCAGCAGUCUCCUCUGGCGCAGGUGACCUCCACCCCCGCAAACCCCGGCACACUGCAGACCACGCAGCCCAAAGCUCAGCCUGCUCCAUCUCCCAGCCUCCACCCUUCCACCCCGCCGGCCCCGAGCCAAGCUGCUCCGGCCGGGAAGAGCCCUGUGUUCGGCGCUACCCAGCAGGUCCUCUUCAGCUCACCAACACCCCAACCACAGCAGCAGCAGCAGCCCGUGGUCACUUACCCCAACCAGAACAGCUAUACGGCUGUCACUCAGCAGAGCUCCCCUCAGCCAAUCCCGAGUCUCCCCGCCUCUCCACAGAACGUUCAGCCAAUGGCCAUCCAAGCCCAGGUGCAGAGCCUCUCGGCUUCACCAAUCCUGACCGCCUCCUCCAGCCCUCCCAUACAGACCAUCUCCCCUCAGGUUCAGCAGGUUCCUGUUUUGUUGCAGCCGCAGUUCAUUAAGGCAGACUCUCUCUUACUCACAACUUUGAAGCCAGUAACAACAGUAACAACGGUAACAACAGUAGCGUCACCCUGCAUCACAUCGCUGGCUACAUCCACGGCGACAGUCCAGAACACCUCACUGCAGGCAUUGAUGAGUGGAGGCACUAUCCUGACCACCGUUCCACUAAUGGUGGACGCAGAGAAACUGCCCAUCAAUCGCAUCACCAUCAGCGGGAAACCAGGCGGCCAACCACAUAAGGGCGAGAAACGCACAGCCCAUAACGCCAUUGAAAAACGCUACCGCUCCUCCAUCAACGACAAGAUCAUUGAGCUCAAAGACCUGGUGGCUGGGACAGAAGCUAAGCUCAAUAAGUCGGCCGUGUUGAGGAAAGCCAUUGACUUCAUUCGCUACCUUCAGCAGUCCAACCAAAAACUAAAGCAGGAGAACAUUGCACUCAAGAUGUCCAUUCAGAAGAACAAGUCUCUGAAGGACCUUGUGAUCAUGGAGGUGGAUGUGAAACCAGAAAUCCCCACCCCUCCAGCAUCAGAUGUCGGCUCGCCUCAAUCCAGCGGCCCUUUCUCGCACCACGGCAGCGACUCGGAGCCAGACAGCCCGAUGGAAGAAGACAGCAAGGUAGCAGAAACUCAGAUCUUCCAGAGCUCCUGUCAUGCCUUUAAUGAAAUUGGCAUCAGCCGUGAAGUAAUUCCUGGGGUUGAGAGGGCUGGAGGAAUGCUGGACCGCUCUCGCAUGGCUCUGUGUGCCUUCACCCUGCUCUUCCUGUCCUUUAACCCGCUGGCGUCCCUGCUGUGUGGCGACUGGAGCAGCUCUGGGACGACUGUCUCUGGACACACAGGAAGGAGUCCGCUGGCGGUGCCGGAAGCAGCUGAGUCUUGGGGUUGGAUGGAUUGGAUGCUGCCCACUCUUCUGUUGUGGCUGUUGAACGGUGUCCUGGUCGCUGGAGUUUUGAUCCGCCUGCUCGUGUAUGGAGAGCCUGUGACCAGACCCCACUCAGAAUCAUCUGUCCUCUUCUGGAGACACCGCAAACAGGCCGAUCUGGAUCUAGCCAGGGGAGACUUUGCUCAGGCCUCUCAGAACCUCUGGACAUGCCUCAAAGCUCUCGGUCGUCCUCUGCCCACGUCUCAGCUGGACCUGACGUGUGCGGUGCUGUGGUCUGCCCUGCGUCUGUGUCUGCAGAGACUGUGGGUGGGCCGCUGGCUAGCCAGCCGCGCCGGAACCCUCCGUUCCAACCGCCCCCUACAGGAAGAUGCAUGUAAGAGCUGCCGCGAUGCUGCAUUGGUCUACCACCGUCUACACCAACUCCACAUGACCGGCAAGCUUGGAGGAAGCCACCUCUCUGCGAUCCACAUGGCACUGAGCGCUCUCAACCUGGCCGAGUGUGCAGGAGACUGUCUCCCCGUCGCCACACUGGCUGAAAUCUAUGUGUCUGCAGCCCUCCGGGUUAAAACCAGCCUGCCCCGCCUGCUUCACUUCACUACUCGAGUGUUCUUGAGCAGCGCUCGGCAGGCCUGUCUCUCGCCCAGUGGAAGCGUCCCUCCUGCCAUGCAGUGGUUGUGUCACCCGCUGGGUCAUCGUUUCUUUGUGGAUGAGGACUGGUCCAUACGCAGCACCCCUAAAGAGAGCAUCUACAGCCAGGCAGGGAACUCAGUUGACCCGCUGGCUCAGGUGACCCAGGCGUUCCGCGAGCAUCUGUUGGAGAAGGCCCUCUACUGUGUGGCACAGCCGCGAGGCGACAAGAACCUCACUGAUGGAGAUGGAGAAUACUCAGACUCUCUGGAAUACCUGCAGUUACUCACCAGUGCGUCAGACGCAGCAGGAGCCACGACACAGUCCUUCGCCAUCGGAUCAAACAUGGCCACUGUUACAGGAUGUGACCCUCACUCGAAAUGGUGGUCGUCGGUUGCCGUGGUGAUCAUUAAUUGGCUCCAGGGAGAUGAUGUGGCGGCAGAGAGAUUGUACCCGGCGGUGGAGCACUUGCCACGCAGCCUUCAGACCGCUGAGAGUCCACUGCCCAAAGCCUGUCUUAACACUUUUAAAGCGGUACGCUCCCUGCUGGCCAAACCAGAGAACUACCAGCUCAGCCUCAGCUACUGUGAGAAAGCCAGCGGCCUGUUCAGAGACAGCCUCAAUCUUGGCCCACACUGCAGCACCAACACAUUAGACAAGCUGGUGCAGUUGCUGCUGUGUGAUCUGUUGUUGGUGACGCGCACUAAUGUGUGGCGGGAGCAGCAGGUGGCGUCUCAGCAGAGCUCCCCGACAGCCGCCUCGCCUGCAGAGCUGCAGGGCUUCCAGCAGGACCUCAGCUCGCUCCGCAAACUCGCCCAGAGCUUCAGACCGGCCAUGCGCAGGUUGUUCCUGCAUGAGGCCACAGCUCGGCUGAUGGCGGGAGCCAGUCCAACACGCACACACCAGCUCUUGGACCGCAGUCUGCGCCGCCGCGCCACGCCUGGAAGCAGAACAGAAGAGUGUGAGGUGCAUCCAGGCCAGCGGGAGCAGGCAGAGGCCGUGAUGCUGGCGUGCCGCUAUCUGCCCCCUUCCUUCCUCUCAGCUCCAGGCCAAAGGGUGGGCAUGCUGGUGGAUGCCGCCCGGACGCUGGAGAAACUAGGCGACAAACGCACCCUCCACGACUGCCAACAGAUGAUCAUCAAACUAGGCAGCGGAACGACCGUCACGUCCACCUAGCCAACUACACACCAACACACACACACACACACACACACACACACACACACACUUAAGAGCACUUUUACAAACACACCCCAAGAUCUCUCAAUCGAGAAUCAACACGCUCUUUAUUUCAGGCCUCAGUAUCAUCCAAGAACACCAAGACUGUUUCGACUCUCCCCAACAAUUCAGAACUGCAUAUUCAAAACCAAUGAUGAGAUGAAGAGGCAAUAACGGGACCCUCAUCCAAACGCAGUGUUUGCUUGACAUUUUUGAUAUGAAAUUGAAUAUUUAACUUAUUUAUCUGCCCUAAAAGAAAUCAAGGAGAAUGUUUUUCUUCUGUGACAUGGCUUUGUGAAGCGAUGCACCGUCAGUGCUGACUUGGGCCACUAGAUGGUGAUUUGGUGGGGUGAACUGGACCCUGGUCCCUGGUUGAAUUGGAAACGUAUUGUAAAGCUUUGCUUUACUAUUAGCACCUUUGAGAGACAUUACGAUAUCAACCUCGAGUUGAAUAAAGUAGUUCCUACUUACAGCACGUUAUCAUCUGAGAUGAAUUCUGCAUAUUGAUUUGAGAAAAUUAAGGCUUUAUAAAAAUAAUUUUUCUUUGUAUAUAUGUUUUAAAUGAGUGUAUUUAUGAUUUGUCUGACUCUGUGGGAGAGCAGUAUUUGAAGAGGGGCUGACGGCACAUUUUGUCGUGCUGCUGCAGUUGACCCAGAAGUCAGCAGAACUAAAUAAAUACAGUUUCACUGGAUUUGUGUCCAUUUGCACUAUUUAGCGAGUGGGCUGCUCGGUCACCUACAGACAACAAGAAGCCCACCGGUUGCCAUUGAAUCCACUGUUUAGUUUGUAUUUUCCAACCAGUCUUCCAUUGGAGUUAGUAAAUCCAAAUAAUUUCAUCUGCAUCGAAUGUUAUUGAAGAAUUGACUCUAAAGCAAAGACAUCAGACAUCUUUAUCCAAAGAGAAGUUUUGAUAGCGAUGUGAAGAUCUGCCUGCAACUCUUGUUAGGGAGAGAAGCAUAUUUGUAUUUCAUCUCUAGUCACCGUUGUGUACGGACUCUGAUUACUAGACAUGUUUUCUAUUCGCAGUAACCGUGAGAGUCGCAAUUGACAUUCAUUACUUGUACGCUAACUUUUCUGUAGUGCUUGUGAUCGAGUCUCAAAGACGAAACGUGUUUAAACUCGCAGGCGCACACAUAGCAUAUCCUGUUGUCUUCUGUUUGAUUUAUUCUUACAAAUGUAAAUAAAAGUCUUUUGUAAUGAAA